AUGUUCAGUCUUGCUUCAGGAAUAUAUAAACAAUUAACUGAAAAAGUGGAGUAUAAUGUUAUUAUUGUUGGACCAGAUAAUGCGGGUAAAUCAACAUUUGUAGAGAAUGCCAAAAAUAUAUGUAGUAUUAGUAGGAACUUGGUAAAAAAAAAUCUUAAAAAGAUACAUACAACAGUUGGUUUAAAUUUAGGUAAAAUUGAAAGAAAUGAUAUGAUAAUAAAUUUUUGGGAUUUGGGUGGGCAGGAAAAACUUCGAAGUUUAUGGAAAAAUUAUAUUAAUGAAGCACAUGGAAUUGUUUAUGUAAUUGAUGCAAGUGAUAAAGAUCGUUUUGAAGAAGCAAAAAAUACAAUCUUAUAUUGUUAA
Molecule: messenger RNA, 363 nt
Organism: Strongyloides ratti
Lineage: Eukaryota; Metazoa; Nematoda; Chromadorea; Rhabditida; Strongyloididae
Product: ADP-ribosylation factor-related protein 1
Exons: 3
Coding region: 1-363 (120 amino acids)
Biological process (GO): Golgi to plasma membrane protein transport; protein localization to organelle; intracellular protein transport
Cellular component (GO): Golgi apparatus
Molecular function (GO): GTPase activity; GTP binding
Source: RefSeq, a predicted model, not a curated record